AUGUUAGAGUCUUCUCUUGGCAAGGAUCCCUUAAGGGUAUUCCUGUUUACCAUUAGAACCUGGCAUGAAGUCCAUGAAAAGUCCCCCAGGCUAGUGGCAUUGAUACUGUCCUGCUGUUUGGCAGAGAUCCUCUACAGUUACGAUUUGUAUGUAUUCGUUAGCUGGCCAUGCCACGGCUAUGCCCACAACUUCGGACACAGCAGCUUUCCACGAUUACAUCGUAAAUUUGUGAUUGCAAAUGCCCAAGUUGAGACCUGUCCAAUCCUCUUCUGUAACGAUGGAUUCUGUGAACUCACAGGUUCUUCACGAGCAGAGGUCAUACAAAAGUCCUGCAUUUGUGACUUCCUGCAUGGCCCUCUCACCAGCUCCUUUGGCAUUCUCCAGAUUAAAGAUGCCCUACAGGGGUCGGAAGAGAAGCAAGUGGAAAUCCUCUACUACAGAAAAGAUGGUAAGUUUGCUGGUUCCAAAUUUUUAUGCAGUGUCCUGACGGCACCUGUGAAAAACGAACAAGGGGAGGUUAUCAUGUUUAUCAUCAAUUAUGAAGACAUCUCAGAGCAUGCCACAACUGCCAUCAACAAACCCGAAAACAGUGUCAAAAACAGCAAAUCAGGUCGCCCAAGAAGCUUCAAAAUUCGCCUGCCAUCAAUACGAAAAGACUUCAACCGGUUCAAGUCCUGCGGGAUGGAGAAGAAUCCAGACCCAGAGAACCCACCCAUUCCUGAGGAGGCUGUCCCUCUCAAUUCACUUCCAUACCUUGAUAAUGAAAUUCCGCCAAACUCGCCAAUUUUCCGUUACAAAAAGACCGGUUCAGACAUUCCAGCCCCAAACUCCCGGACCGGUGCUUACAUAAGACGUGCAUCAUCCCUCGAAGGCCUCGAGGGCGAACAGUUGACACCUUCGUCAGACUUAUAUUUUGCCAAUGGUCGGGCGCGGGCCUACACCGUAGGGUCAUGGACAGGGAACCAUGUGAAAUCCAACUGUAUAAAUCAGACCUGCAGUGAUUCAGAACUUGCCAAACACAGAACUAAGCAGUUGACCGACAGCUCUGGGAAUUUAUUAGCGGAUUCUCUUCAGGUGGGCUGGACCCCAGAAAGGGACGGAGUUAUGCCAGGAUCUGGUAAAGGUGUCUUCCUUCCGAACGUCCAGAAUAUGAAGCAUAAUGUGUCUGAAAAGGUGGCCCAGGGAAGUUCAGUCAAGGCCCAGAUAGAAGAAAUGGUUUUGUCUUUGGGGGCAGAUGUGUUGCCAGAGUACAAGCUUCAGUCACCCCGAAUUCAUCGCCUCACAAUUCUCCAUUACUCUCCGUUUAAAGCUGUGUGGGAUUGGAUAAUUCUUCUACUUGUCAUUUACACAGCCAUAUUUACGCCCUAUGCGGCAGCAUUCUUGCUGAGUGAAGAAAAUAGCCGAAAUCGAGAUGGAAACAAAAGUAUCGAGACCCGCUACCAGAAUCCAAUGACGAUCAUAGAUUUGAUUGUUGAUAUAAUGUUUAUUAUUGACAUUUUGAUAAACUUUAGGACAACAUAUGUAAAUAAAAAUGAUGAAGUGGUUAGUCAUCCGGGCAAAAUUGCUGUGCAUUAUUUCAAAGGAUGGUUUCUUAUAGAUGUAGUGGCUGCUAUUCCAUUCGAUCUUCUACUGUUUGGAUCGGAGACAGAUGAGACAGCAACAUUGAUUGGACUUUUAAAAACAGCUCGUCUUCUCCGAUUGGUUAGAGUAGUUAGGAAAUUGGACAGAUAUUCCGAAUAUGGUGCAGCUGUUUUGUUGUUGCUAAUGGCAACCUUUGCACUGAUAGCCCAUUGGCUAGCCUGUAUAUGGUACGCCAUAGGUAAUGUUGAAAGACCUCAUCUUCCUCCGCCAAAGAUAGGUUGGCUGGACCAGCUAGCGGAACAAACUCAUCAGCAAUACAUAAAUGGAACAGGAGGACCAACAAUAAAAUCAAAAUAUGUCACGGCCCUGUACUUUACCUUCAGCAGUCUGACUAGUGUCGGCUUCGGCAACGUGUCCCCUAAUACAAACUCUGAGAAGAUUUUCUCCAUCCUCAUCAUGUUGAUUGGAUCAUUGAUGUAUGCCAGUAUAUUUGGUAAUGUAUCAGCAAUAAUUCAAAGAUUAUACAGCGGAACCGCUCGAUACCACACACAAAUGUUACGCAUAAAAGAAUUCAUCCGAUUCCAUCAGAUUCCAAACCCACUUCGACAGAGGCUAGAAGAGUACUUUCAGCACGCUUGGUCCUAUACAAAUGGCAUUGAUAUGAACAUGGUUCUGAAAAGUUUUCCAGAAUGUUUGCAGGCUGAUAUUUGCCUGCAUUUAAAUAAAACGCUGAUCAACAAUUGCCAAGCGUUUAAAGGUGCCAGUCCGGGUUGCUUGCGGGCACUUUCUAUGAAGUUUAAGACGACACAUGUCCCACCUGGGGACACUCUACAACAUCGCGGGGACGUCCUAACAGGACUUUACUUCAUCUCCAGAGGUUCCAUUGAGAUCCUCAAGGAGGAUAUUGUUGUAGCAAUACUGGGUAAAGAUGAUGUGUUUGGGGAAAAUAUAUGUAAACACGACACAAUUGGCAAGUCAAGUUGUAACGUACGUGCCCUGACCUACUGUGAUCUACACAAGAUUCAUCGCGAUGAUCUUAUGGAGAUACUAGAGAUGUACCCCGAGUUUGCUGAGCACUUUACCACUAACUUAGAGGUCACCUUUGACCUCCGAGACGAGGAUUUGGUGAUACGACGGGCUGAAAAUGAGAAUAACUACGGGGCUAGACAAAUGUUGAGGAAAAGGCGGUCCAUUAAAUCUGACCACUCCUCAGGGUCAGGAUCUCAAGAUGAAGGAAGCAAAGAAUACAAGUUCCGCCCAUCACGUGCUCGUCGUUUAAGGCGACAUGUGAACCAACAUGAAGGACAGAUGAUGUCUACAUCAUUUGACUCGAGCGAAGAGGAUAUACAGGAAAGUGGGGCGGGAAUAUUGGAGUUUUCUACCAAUAAGGCUGGACAAGACAUAACUCCUGCAAACUUUGAAUUUGAUUCCAAGGAUGACAAAAAGCGGCCAGGGUUCUCAUCCAUUGCAGCUGGAGCCUUAGCUAAUGUUAACAACCUGAUGAAUGUCGUAACUGGACGCUAUGACCAUCAGAGUAAGAAAAUGGACCAAGACACUGCACCUCUACUACAGGACCAAAGCCAGAGUUCUGACACACAGCCCAAGGGGAUGUCCAGUUCCAGUAUGCCCAAGUCCACCUCGUCCAUGACACUGCCUGUGUCCAGUCCCUCGACCCAGUCCCAGUUUGAGGAGGCACAAGGGCAGACAACCUUCAUUCCCACAGAGACCUGUCCAGGUGACCCUAAUGAUGGCCAUUCCAGUCCUCAGGAUGUUGAGAGACGACUUGACGAAUUAGCAAGGCAGCUGACAAGACUGGAGAGAAAAAUGGGUUGUGAUAUUGCCAUGAUCCUGAACAUUCUACGCUCCCAGACAGUGGAACCUUCCCACUCUACACAGAUACCCUCCGACCCCCGCGUGACCCCACCUGAUGGCAACCUCCCACCUCCCCCAGACUAUAACCAAAUCCAGGAGGAUGAUGAUACCUUUGGAUAUCAGGAAGCUGCAGACAAAUCAGGGAAGGCACAAGUUUCUGCAAAACACUCCAAGACGGAGAGUGACCAGGAAGAUGGUGAGGAUGGACCGUGGAAGCCUCGGACUGAUUGUGAUAUUGCUUCUCCGUUAUCAAAUAUUCCCACUAGUGACAAUUCCAUUUCCCCAUGUGAUCCCACAGACAGUACACAUUCAUCUUCAUUCAGCCAAUCACAAACUGUGUCUCCUCUGUCUGAGGCAGUUUCUCCAAUCAGCCAAUCAGAAGAUCCAGCUCAAUCUCAAAUCAGCCAAUCACAAUCCUCCACUCUAUCACCAACGACACGUCGUCGUUUGGGUAUACCUGAUGGUGUGGACAUGAGGAACACUGUUGUUUAG
Messenger RNA from Ylistrum balloti, 3945 nucleotides. RefSeq names its product potassium voltage-gated channel subfamily H member 2-like. Lineage: Eukaryota; Metazoa; Mollusca; Bivalvia; Pectinida; Pectinidae. The record is from RefSeq and is a predicted model, not a curated record. The coding region runs from base 1 to 3945 and encodes 1314 amino acids. Gene Ontology annotation, cellular component: membrane. Gene Ontology annotation, biological process: membrane repolarization during action potential; potassium ion transmembrane transport. The transcript has 20 exons. Gene Ontology annotation, molecular function: inward rectifier potassium channel activity.